Neospora caninum is the source of this 2313-nucleotide messenger RNA. RefSeq lists its product as hypothetical. Gene Ontology annotation, biological process: DNA replication checkpoint signaling; mitotic intra-S DNA damage checkpoint signaling; cellular response to ionizing radiation. The record is from RefSeq and is a predicted model, not a curated record. The transcript is spliced from 8 exons. Gene Ontology annotation, cellular component: checkpoint clamp complex. Lineage: Eukaryota; Apicomplexa; Conoidasida; Eucoccidiorida; Sarcocystidae. Bases 1 to 2313 code for a protein of 770 amino acids.
AUGGAAGUGGAGUUGUCAUUUGCUGAGGCGCUGGUUUUCCGGCGGGCUCUCAAUGCCUUGCGUAGUGUGUGUAAAGAUAUCCGCGUGUAUGUUCACCGGAAUUCCCUCCACUUAGAAGGUCUCAACGACAGCCGAACGGCGUGGAUGCAAGUCGCCUUCGCCAGGUGUUUCUUUUCCUCUUUCCGCCUCCCGAGAAGGAGCAACGCCGCGCGAAGCGCUCGCACCGGAGUGGCCGCUGCGACAUCCAACGAAGCUGUGCAGGGCGGAGAUGUGUCGGCAGAUAGCGACACUGCAGAGGAAAGGUUCGAGGCGACUGUGAGUGGGAAACAGCUAUGGAAGGCUAUUGCAAAGGCUGUCAGCCCUUCGGGGUCUACUUCAGGUCGAGGAACGCUGACGCUGGAUCGCAUGCUCAUCAAAGGCAUUUUGUCGUCAACGCACCGAGGCGCAACUGGAUCCUCAGCGCUGUCCCUCACGUUUUUCUUCAGAGGACUACCCGUCACGCAAACCGUUCUCAUAUCUGCAGUGCACGCGCCCCACACGCUUCCAGUUUUCAUUCGGUGGAAGAGGCGCCACGUCAUUGCCAUGCCGGCGCGAAGUUGGACGAAACUGCUCGACGAAUAUCUCUUGAAUCCUGAGAACGUGACUCUCGUCCACGAUGUCGCUGGUGAAGCUCUCAAGGUCCAGUCGGAGUGGCAGCCGCAUGCACAGCAUCGUAGAGACCGAGAGAACGCCGAAGAGGCCAAGCAAACGGCCGCCUUCCAGGGGCUGUACGGCGAGAUUGUACUCGAAAGAAACCAUUUCGAUUCUCUUGUCUUUGAUAGUCGACUUCCUGCGUUCUCGCACCUCACUUUCUCGUCUCGUGAACUGCGAGUAACUGCCGCUCUCUGCGAGCACUUCGACGCCGCUAUGACAGUCUCCUACCGACUGCCAGGGCGCCCGGUUGUCUGCUGCUUCGGCGCGGCCGCUCCCCUCGCCGCAGGCUCGCUCCAAGAAGAGACACCCGUCUCCGCGUCUUCCUCCGCUUCCUCGGAUGCGUCCACGGCAGUCUUUGUGCCCCACCAGGUUCUUCGCCAGGCGCUGCGGCGUGUGCAAGAGGAGUUCGAGGCCGCAAGAGGUAUGGAUCGCCUUUCUUCUGACGCGGGGGUGUUUACACCCCCGGACAGGUCGAAUGCUAGCUCUGGGGAGAAGGCGUGCGGAGACGGCAGAGGCCCUGGCGAGGACGAAGGCGCCUGGGGAGGCCGAGGGCGGCAGGAGCGGCGAGGCGCGCUGCGAGACAAACACCGGGCAUCGCGUGCGUGGGCGGGUUUUGUGUGGAUCAGCACAUCGCCUCUGGACCUUGCCGACGGUAGUGUGUCUGACGACGUGGCGAGCGUGUGGGGCGACGACUAUCUCGACUACGUGGAGCUGUACAGGCAACUCGAGGAGCCCAUUCCUGGCGGCGUCGAGGAGUUCUUUGCUUCCGCAUCCGCCCCGUCCUCUCUCAGUUUCUCUUCGGCCUCGCAGCCCUCCAAAGGAGACAAGCGGCGCAGUCCCCCCGAGCCCAAAGCGCCGGAAGCGAGAGAGAGGAACGCGCGCCAAAGGACAGAUAGAGAGACACGGAAAGCGAGAGAAGAGACAGGCGGAAGAGGCACAUCAGGUUCACAGACUUUCGAGCGCCGAGAGAGGGCUUGGGAAGAAGCGGGGACGAGCGGCACUGCGGAGUGCGCGACGGGAAACGGCCUCGAACAGACAGUCCCCCACGAAGACGCCUCAACCAUCUCUGCUUCGUUCUUCGAAGAAGACGCAGAAGGAAGGGCGGCUUCGAGAAUCUUUCAACCUGGACGAGAAGAAAACGGAGACAGCGACGGGGCACGACCGAAGGCGCGCUCCGCCUUGCGUCGCCUGCGCCAGUGGAGUUCUUCCAGUGGCGGCCCUGACGAAGCUGCAAGACUCGGCGAAGCGUCCCACGCCGAGAAAGAAGGGCGAGAAGACGACGAAGAAAGUGUCGCGACUUGGCUCGGGGAAGAUGAAGAAGCAGAGCCAGAAGCGGUGGAGGUGCUGCCGGACUCGGGCGAGGCGGAGACACUCGACAGAGACCGGCACGGAGACGUCGCGGAACUCGACAGACAAGGACAGCGAGAUGGGAGCGGAACGGAGACGAAGAUCGCAGGGGGGAGGCCGCAAGGGGAAGACGAAAGGACUGCUGAACUCCGAAAAGCACAGGAAACCUCUCGAGAGACCUCGCGCGCUCUCGCCCGGCUCUGGAUCGAGAAAGGAGGCCUCAGCGGCGCCGCUCAAGUGUACAGACGACUCACCUCUAUAUUUGCCAAGUAA